ACUUCUCAGUUUUCAAAGUAUGGUGACAUUUCUAUGAACAUUCUUUGUCCAUGUGUACAUGCAGAAUUGCUAGAAUAAAAUGCUAAAGGCAGUUAGAGAAAAAGAUCUAUAAUAUAGCACAUUGUUUGAUUGUAUUUUAAUGAUAUAUUUUAUAUCUUAUACCAUACAGAAAGAUUAAAAAGUAAUAAAGUAUUAAACAUAAAUAUAAAUAUUUAUAGCUAAAAAUUCAUUUCAUUGCUACCAUCCAAAAUCCUUAUACGAAAGACUGUCUUUAUUGCUAUUAAGCCAAAUCUUACUACAUUCUUAGAGUAAUAUCAACUUUGGACAGGAUCUCAGAGGUAAUCUACUUCAAGCGGUUGUUCAAUGUAGGAUCUGCUAAAGCAGUUUGGACAAAUGGCUGUCCAUUUGCGCAGAUCUUACUGUGGUGCAAGACACAUCCAAAGAAUUUACUAAAACAACUGGAGAGAAUCCAGUCAGUUUAUUCAAUCUUGUAAGUCAUUCAACUGUCUUAUAGCAAGGGACCUCAGAGUCAAGUUAACAUAAGUAUGUAUAUAUGUAAAUCUGUUACACACAUAAAUGCUUUCAUUGAAUCUUCAUUUCUUCCUUCACCCUGGUUUGUAAAUGUGAAAAUGACCAUUGCAGUUCACAUUCGAAUAUUGGGCUCUCAUGUUGCAUAAGCCAUAAUGUCAUUUGUUUUGGCAUAUCAGUUUGGGUAGAUCUGCCCAAAUGAAAAGUAAACAGUAUAUGAACCUUGCCAGUUGUAAUAUAUUAAAUAAAACAAGGAUAAAUAAACCAUGGUUUAUUAUGUGUUAAUCCAAUUAUUGCGUUGGAUCUCAAUUCACUCUUACUACCUUCUCACUGGUUUUCAUUUCAACAAGAGCUAAAUUCAGUUUGUAAUAAACAAAUUUUGUCUGCAUUCAGCUAUGCUAUCACUCUCAGGUAAACAAAUUUAUCUGGGCUUACUGUAGAAGCUAGACUACUAGGGUACAGUUCCAUCUACUAGGAGACCUCUAGGAAUUACAAGGAUUAUUGGCUGCACUUGGAAAUGACAAAGUCAUAUUUCCAUAUUUAAUAUUGCUGCCAAGAAAAUGAUCAGAAUAUGUCCAUUCUCCCGCCAACAGAGAAAGGACAUUCAGGCUUUGCUUUCUGUGCACGAUAUUGUUGCUGAGAAAAGCUAUGAUCCUGUAUUGCCUCCCAUGCCUGACGAUAUUGAUAAUGAAGAAGACUCUGUGAAAAUCAUCAGGCUUGUAAAAAAUAGAGAACCUCUGGGAGCUACUAUUAAAAGGGAUGAAAACACAGGAGCUGUUGUUGUGGCUCGGAUAAUGCGUGGGGGAGCAGCAGACCGAAGUGGUCUCAUUCAUGUAGGUGACGAGCUGAAGGAAGUAAAUGGAAUUUCAGUGGAGGAUAAAAAACCAGAAGAAAUUAUACAAAUUCUGUCUCUGUCCCAAGGAGCCAUUACAUUUAAGAUUAUACCCAGUAUCAAAGAAGAAAACUCAUCAAAAGAAGGCAAGAUCUUCAUGAAAGCUCUUUUUGACUAUAAUCCCAAUGAAGAUAAAGCAAUUCCCUGCAAAGAAGCUGGACUUCCUUUCAGAAAAGGUGAUAUUCUUCAAAUCAUGACCCAAGAUGAUGCAACCUGGUGGCAAGCCAAGCUGGAAAGUGAUGCCAAUCCCAGAGCAGGCUUAGUUCCUUCAAAACAUUUCCAGGAAAGGAGACUUGCUUUAAGAAGAUCAGAUGUACAGUUUCGGCCCUUGAAGAUUUCAAAUAAGAAAUCAUCUGGUUUUAGGAGAAGUUUUCGCCUAAGCAGAAAGGAUAAAAAAACAAACAAAACAAUGUAUGAGUGCAAGAAGAGUGAUCAAUACGACACUGCAGAUGUCCCUACCUAUGAAGAAGUAGCAAAAUAUAGGAGGCAACCUAAUGAAAAAUACAGACUUAUUGUCUUAGUUGGUCCUGUUGGUGUAGGACUCAAUGAACUAAAACGGAAAUUGUUAAUCAGUGACACUCACCAUUAUGGUGUAACAGUUCCACACACAACAAGACCUCGAAGAAGCCAAGAAAGUGAUGGUGUUGAAUACACUUUUAUUUCCAAGCACUUGUUCGAGACAGAUGUACAGAAUAACAAAUUUAUUGAAUAUGGGGAAUAUAAAAAUAAUUACUAUGGUACCAGCAUUGAUUCAGUUAGAGCUGUUUUGGCAAAAAAUAAAGUUUGUUUGUUAGAUGUACAGCCUCAUACAGUGAAGCAUCUAAGGACUUUGGAAUUCAAACCAUUUGUGAUAUUUAUAAAACCUCCAUCAAUUGAGCGUUUAAGAGAGACACGAAAAAAUGCCAAAAUAAUUUCAAGCAAGGAUGAAAAAGGUGCUGCCAAGCCUUUUCAAGAAGAAGAUUUUCAAGAAAUGAUUAAAUCUGCCCAGAUCAUGGAAAGUCAAUACAACCAUCUUUUUGACAAAGUUGUAGUGAAUGAUGAUCUUACCACAGCAUACAAUGAAUUGAAAACAAUUUUUGACAAACUGGAGAGAGAAACAUUUUGGGUCCCAGUCAGUUGGGUGCAUUCCUAAUGCUGCACAAACGUCUUCAUGGUAGUUAGCUGGGUCUAAGUGGACAUAUUAUUGCUGGGGCCUUUUUCUAGUUAUGACAUGUUAGAUGAAUAUAGAAGGAGACAGUUGAUCUUAUUUUUAAUGGGUUGAUAAUACAGUUUUCUAGGCAGCAGAACAAAGUGAAGCCUUAUUUUUAUUUAACUGUUUUUUUAAUUCUUGGUUUUUUUUAAAAAAAGCAUCCUCAACUACUAUAAUACCAUCUUUCAUAAAUAAUUUGCACUUUCCAUGAUAUUUCCUUUAAGCUAAGAUUUAAUGGAAGAUCUUAACAUUCAAGAUCUCUGUAGUACUAUAUCUGAUUUUGGUUAGCACUUGAGAAUAUAUUUUAACUGGAGCAUUUAUUUUUUAAGAAUAUAAGUGUUUGUUUAGUACUGAUCUAUAAUGUAAAAUGAAAAUUGCUCCUUUAUAUUCAUCUUGACAUUGGGUAAAUUUAAGUUACUUUGGUGCAAAAAUUAACUAUUGAAAUUUCUUUUCAAUAAGAAAUAUGUCAUAUUUUACAUCUUAAGUAUUUGUAUAUUGUCUUGUUGGAUUUAAGAUAAUGGGAUUUUCAUUUAAAUCAAACUUGAAAUUGUUUGAAUAAUUCUUACAUAAGAAUAAAAUGUGGUGGAGGAUCAUAGCCUUUGUAAUUGAGUCAGUUGUAUACAUAUAUUUAUAUAAAUACUUUAUUAAUUUAAAUAUAUAUCUUUCUAAAA
Messenger RNA from Ahaetulla prasina, 3280 nucleotides. RefSeq names its product MAGUK p55 scaffold protein 7 (gene MPP7). NCBI's taxonomy places the organism in Eukaryota, Metazoa, Chordata, Lepidosauria, Squamata, Colubridae. Gene Ontology annotation, biological process: protein localization to adherens junction. The transcript has 14 exons. Gene Ontology annotation, cellular component: cell-cell junction; plasma membrane. Bases 1089 to 2552 code for a protein of 487 amino acids. Gene Ontology annotation, molecular function: protein binding. The record is from RefSeq and is a predicted model, not a curated record.